This is a messenger RNA of Gossypium raimondii (Peruvian cotton), 826 nucleotides long. RefSeq names its product umecyanin-like. Bases 92 to 694 code for a protein of 200 amino acids. The transcript is spliced from 2 exons. Gene Ontology annotation, molecular function: electron transfer activity. Lineage: Eukaryota; Viridiplantae; Streptophyta; Magnoliopsida; Malvales; Malvaceae. Gene Ontology annotation, cellular component: plasma membrane. The record is from RefSeq and is a predicted model, not a curated record.
GAAGAUAUACAAAUUACACAUUACAUUUGAAAACUAGAGGCACAGAUCUAAGAGAGGGGCGACUGAGAAGUGAGAACACAGCAAAUUUUCAAUGAGUGGGAAAAUCACCAUGGCCAUGGCUGCACUUUUUGUAGUUCUAGCUGCAAAUGUGUUGCAGAGUACAAAUGGUGCAACUUAUACAGUGGGUGACUCUACUGGCUGGAGAGUCCCUGCCAAUAAUGAUUUCUACGAUGAUUGGGCUGAUAACAAAGCCUUCGUUGUUGGGGAUGUUCUCGUGUUCAAUUUCACUACCGGACAGCAUGAUGUUGCAGAGGUGACGGAAACUGCUUACGAUGCGUGCACCACUGCCAAUACUAUAUCAACCGUCAGCACCGGUCCGGCAAGGAUAACUCUUAACAGGACCGGCGAAUUUUACUUCAUUUGUACUGUCCCCGGUCACUGUUCCGGCGGGCAAAAGCUCAACGUCGAUGUCAGAAAUGGGAACAACGGUACCGCUGCUGUUCCCGCACCUGGACCGAGUCCCACCACCACGCCUGUAGCUACCAGCCCCACCACCAGUACGCCUCCGACCGCUGCCACGCCCACCUCGCCUGGAACUUCAAGUCCUCCUCCUGGGACCAACUCAGCUUCUUCCCCUGUUUCUAAUCUGUCUCCUGUCUUCUUCAUGGCCAUUGCCUUAGUUUUGAUGUGCUGAUUAUGUUAUUAAUUCCAUUUUGCACUUUUUGUUAUUUGGUGUUAUGUGAGAUGAGAUCCAUUGUUUUACUAUGGUAGUGAUAAUCAUAUUUGUAAUGUUGUUUGAAUAAAUUUUGAUUCAUUUUUCUACGUA